ACAGAGGGUGGAAGGGCGGGAGGGAGGCUCGAAACCCGGCAGCCGGAGAAGAAGAUGAACAACCCCAAGUCAAACCCCCAGGCCGAGUGGACCCCGAACCGCCCCCAGGGCGCCAGGAGCGGCCUCCGCGGCAGCCACCAACCGCGAUAGCCGCCUGCGCUGCCCGCGGCGGGGGACGAGGGCGGCGGGAGUCGGGACCCGGGCUCCGUGCCACCUGCGCGCGCGGCCGCACACCUGGGCGCUGUCCUCCCGCGGACGAGACCUGCGGGCUCGUUAAAGCUGGGACUCGCCUUUGAAGGAAGGAAAGAAAAUCAAACAAGGAAAUCUAAGACCUGUCUUCACGGACAGAUCCCGCUGCCUCUUUUUUCCAAGCUUUUGAAAGCUGGCCACUCGGACCUCAGCUCUGAAAGACUGGCAGUCACAGGGACCUGACUCGGAGAAGCCGACGACUUGGCAAGUCUCAGACUGAGCGGGACAAGGGUGAAGGCAAGUUAGAGGCGGGUCCGGGACAUCUGAGGCCUGACCCUGGGGGCUCACGGAGCUGCCACCGCCGCGGCCGCUACAGACCCAGCCUCCAGCACCAAGGCUGCGCACCGCCAGCCACCAUCAUGUCCACUCCCGAGGUCAAUGCGUCCGCCUCCUUAAUCCCCAGCCGGCUGAACAGCCCGGUGACCAUCCCCGCAGUGAUGUUCAUCUUCGGGGUGGUGGGCAACCUGGUGGCCAUCGUGGUACUGUGCAAGUCGCGCAAGGAGCAGAAGGAGACAACCUUCUACACCCUGGUGUGCGGGCUGGCUGUCACCGACCUGUUGGGCACGUUGCUGGUGAGCCCGGUGACCAUCGCUACGUACAUGAAGGGCCAUUGGCCCGGGGGCCAGGCGCUGUGCGAGUACAGCACCUUCAUCCUGCUCUUCUUCGGCCUGUCCGGCCUCAGCAUCAUCUGUGCGAUGAGUAUCGAGCGCUACCUGGCCAUCAACCACGCCUACUUCUACAGCCACUACGUGGACAAGCGGUUGGCCGGCCUCACGCUCUUUGCCGUCUAUGCGUCCAAUGUGCUCUUCUGUGCGCUGCCUAACAUGGGCCUCGGGAGCUCCCGGCUGCAGUACCCGGACACCUGGUGCUUCAUCGACUGGACCACCAACGUGACGGCGCACGCCGCCUUCUCCUACAUGUAUGCCGGCUUCAGCUCCUUCCUCAUUCUCGCCACCGUGCUCUGCAACGUGCUCGUGUGCGGCGCGCUGCUCCGCAUGCACCGACAAUUCAUGCGCCGCACCUCGCUGGGCACCGAGCAGCACCACUCGGCCGCCGCCGCGGUGGCCUCCUCGGUCGCCUGCCGGGGCAACCCCGCCGCCUCCCCUGUCCUGCCGCGCCUCAGCGACUUUCGCCGCCGCCGGAGCUUCCGCCGCAUAGCGGGCGCCGAGAUCCAGAUGGUCAUCUUACUCAUCGCCACUUCCCUCGUGGUGCUCAUCUGCUCCAUCCCGCUCGUGGUGCGAGUGUUCAUCAACCAGUUAUAUCAGCCAAGUUUGGAGCGAGAAAUCAGUAAAAAUCCAGAUUUGCAGGCCAUCCGAAUUGCUUCUGUGAACCCCAUCCUGGACCCCUGGAUAUACAUCCUCCUGCGGAAGACAGUGCUCAGUAAAGCAAUAGAGAAGAUCAAAUGCCUCUUCUGCCGCAUUGGUGGGUCCCGCAGAGACCGUUCAGGACAACCCUGCUCAGACAGUCGAAGGACAUCUUCUGCCAUGUCUGGCCACUCUCGCUCCUUCCUCUCCCGGGAGCUGAGGGAGAUCAGCAGCACAUCUCAGACCCUCCUGCCAGACCUGUCGCUGCCAGACCUCAGUGAAAAUGGCCUUGGAGGCAGGAAUUUGCUUCCAGGUGUGCCUGGCACAGGCCUGGCCGAAACAGACACCACCUCACUGAGGACUUUGCGAAUAUCAGAGACCUCAGACUCCUCACAAGGUCAGGACUCUGAGAGUGUCUUACUAGUGGAUGAAGUUAAUGGGAGUAGCCAGGCUGGGCCUGCCCCGAAAGGGAGCUCCCUGCAAGUCACAUUUCCCAGUGAAACACUGAACUUAUCAGAAAAAUGUAUAUAGUAGCUAAGGAAAGAAAUACAGCACUGUUUCUGGAACCUUAUAAAACCCUGUGCAAUAGACGCAUAAGUGAUGCAUGUAGCUGUGCUCAGAAGGGCUAUCUCCAUCCCACAACUCACAUUAGAGAACAUCCUGGCUUUUGAGCACUUUUCAAACAAUCAAGUUGAUUCACAUGGGUCCCGAGGAUUGAAGCGCAUUGGUUGCUACCCUGCUAUGACACAGGAUUGUGGUCACAACUUGAUGGCUGGGAAGAUCUACUCUCAGUUUUGCUACUGGAUAGGAGGAUGGCAGAAGUUUGGCUAUUGUCAUAACAUCAAGAGCUUUAUAUCUGGCACACGGCCGAGGCCCAGAUACUGGAAGGGCUCUAAUUCCAAUAAACUAUGAGGACUACCUUAUGGAUGAUUUAAGUGUCUCACUAAAGCAUGAAAUGUGAAUUUUUAUUGCUGUAAAUAUGAUUUAAGGUAUUUAAAGUAUGUUCUUCUCUAUGAGAAGGUUUAUUGUUAAUACAAGGUAUAAUAAAAUUACGGUAAUCCCUCUCCUCCCAGUAUAACCAGCUGAAGUUGCAGAUGUUAGAUAUUUUUCAUAAACAAGUUCAGGCCAAGGUGUUGAAAAUUCACAAUAUGAUUAGUAUCUAUAAAAUAGAUAUAAAUUUUUUAAAGAGUUUAGUAUUAUCAAAGGAAUAAAGAAAAAAUACUAUUUAAGAUGUGAAAAUUAUAGUCCAAAAUAUUAAAGUUCUUUCCAAGCUAUGUAUAAAAUACAUAGUGAAAAUUUUUUAGUGAUAGUACAUUUAUUUAUCCAGAAAACUGUGAUUUCAGGAGAACCUAACAUGCUGGUAAAUAUUUUCAACUUUUUCCCCCACUAACUGGUACUUUUUAAAACAUAAACUUUUAAAAAGUCUUUCAUAAACAACCCUUAAUUGAAGUGUAUAAUAUAAAAAGUCUAAGCAGCUUGUUUUCCCUCCAAAAGUGUGCAUAGUUUUACUUACUUAAUGAAUGACCUAGAAUAUCCUUUAAAAUUUAACAGUAAGGCAAGUUGCACAAUAGAGACCUUUAUUUUGAAAUGUGGAAGGAUCUCAAAUGGUAGUUAAAUUAGCCUUUCAUGUAUGUCAAGAGUGCAGAAUUUGGGCACUUAAGGGUCACCUCCUAACAGUUUUGUGUAACACCCAGUGAUACUGUACACAUAUUUGAAGGAACUUUCUCAAAGAAAUAUUAAGCAUGUUUUGUUGCUCAAAGUGUUUGUGUGAAUUGCUUGGUUGUAAUUAAAUUCUGAGCCUGAUAUUGAUAUGGUUUUAAGCAGUUGUACCAACUGAAAUUAUUUUGGAGAUUAUAAUAAAUAAAUACAUUGAAUCUGAGUUCCAUAUCCUCAGUUUAAGAAAA
Molecule: messenger RNA, 3457 nt
Organism: Lemur catta (Ring-tailed lemur)
Lineage: Eukaryota; Metazoa; Chordata; Mammalia; Primates; Lemuridae
Gene: PTGER4
Product: prostaglandin E receptor 4
Exons: 3
Coding region: 609-2084 (491 amino acids)
Biological process (GO): cellular response to prostaglandin E stimulus; adenylate cyclase-activating G protein-coupled receptor signaling pathway; positive regulation of cytosolic calcium ion concentration
Cellular component (GO): plasma membrane
Molecular function (GO): prostaglandin E receptor activity
Source: RefSeq, a predicted model, not a curated record